AAUGGUUUACAAUACAAGUAAAUUAUUAUUUAUAUUAUUGAAUUUACUUUUGUUUUGUUUUCUAAGGUUAUGAGAAAUCUUCAUGUUGUUUUUACAAUGAAUCCAAGUGCAAAUGGUUUACGUGAUCGAGCAUCAACAUCACCAGCUUUAUUUAAUCGUUGUGUACUUGAUUGGCUUGGUGAUUGGUCUUUAGAUGCAUACUAUCAUGUUGCUAGUGAAUUAACACAAAAUGUUGAUAUACAAAAAGCUGAUUAUGUUGCUCCAAAAACAUUAACUCGUUUAGUAGCUGGUUUACCAGUAGAACCAUCUUAUCGUGAUGUAAUGAAUAAUGCCUUUGUUUUUGUUCAUCAAUCAUUACAUAAAUUAAAUGAUACAUUACGUAAAAAAGGUUCAACAACAAAAACAAUUGUCAUAACACCAAGUCAUUUUCUCGAUGCAAUUCAACAUUUUAUAAAAAUAACAGUAGAAAAACGAACUGAAAUUGAAGAAACUCGUCAACAUUUAAUUGUUGGUCUUGAUAAAAUUCAUGAAACUGUUGUUCAAGUUGAACAAUUACAAGCAUCACUAGCAGAUAAACGAAAAGAAUUAAAUGAUAAAAAUGAAGAAGCUAAUUUGAAAUUAAAACAGAUGAUUCAUGAUCAACAAGAAGCUGAAAAAAAACGAAUUAGUUCACAAGAAUUACAAGUUGUUCUAGCUCAACAACAAGAACAAAUAGUUGAAAAACGUAAAACAGUUAUGAUAGAUUUAGAUAAAGUUGAGCCAGCUGUUCAAGAAGCUCAACAAGCUGUUAAAUCAAUAAAGAAACAAAAUUUAGUUGAAAUAAAAAAUUUAAAUAAUCCACCACAAGGUGUUAAAAUAACACUUGAAUCUAUAUGUUUAUUACUUGGUGAAGAAACAACUGAUUGGAAAUCUAUUCGUGGUAUAAUGAUGCGUGAUAAUUUCAUUUCAACAAUUGUUAAUUUUGAAUCUGAUAAUAUUACACCAGCUAUUGCAAAUAAAAUGAAAAAAAACUAUAUAAAUAAUCCAGAUUAUUCAUAUGAUAAAGUUAAUCGAGCAUCAGCUGCAUGUGGUCCAUUAGUUAAAUGGGCAACAGCACAAUUAACAUAUGCUGAUAUGUUAAGUAAAGUUGAACCAUUACGAAAUGAAUUAAAAAAUUUAGAAAACGAAGCCGAAAAAAAAGUUGCUGAUAUGCAAGCAACAAAUGAUUUAAUUACAACACUUGAAACAAGUAUUGCACAAUAUAAAACUGAAUAUGCUGAUUUAAUAUCAGCUGCACAAGCAAUUAAAACCGAUCUAUCACAUGUUGAAUCUAAAGUUGAACGAUCGAUAGCAUUAAUUAAAAAUUUAAGUUUAGAAAAAGUACGUUGGGAAUCAACAAGCGAAAGUUAUCAAACACAAUUAGCAACAUUAAUUGGUGAUGGAUUUUUAAUAUCAACAUUUUUAGCUUAUACUGGUUAUUUUGAUCAAAUGACAAGACAAAUACUUUUUCAACAAUGGCAAAACCAUUUAGAUAAAGCUAAAAUACCAUAUAAACAUGAUUUAGCUCGUGUUGAAUAUGUAUCAACUGCUGAUGAACGACUUCGAUGGGAAAUGAAUUUAUUGCCAAGUGAUGACUUAUGUCGUGAGAAUGCUGUUAUGUUAAAAAGUUUCACUCGUUAUCCAUUAAUUAUUGAUCCAAGUGGACAAGCUUUUGAAUUUCUUCAUAGAGAAUAUCGAGAAAAAAAUAUUGUUCAAACAAGUUUUAUGGAUGCAGGCUUUCGUAAACAAUUAGAGAGUGCACUUCGUUUUGGUACAACAUUAUUUGUACAUGAUGCAGAAAAUUUCGAUCCAUUAAUUAAUCCUGUACUUAUUCGUGAUCUUCGACGAACAUCUGGACGUGUUCUUAUAACUAUUGGUGAUAAAGAUAUUGAUUUUUCACCAACAUUUCGAAUGUUUUUAUUUACACGUGAUUCUGAUGCCGAAUUUGGACCAGAUAUAUGUUCACGUGUAACAUUUGUUAAUUUUACAGUAACACGAUCAAGUUUACAAUCUCAAUGUUUAUAUAAAAUCUUACGAUCUGAACGACCAGAUAUUGAUUCAAAACGAUCUGAUCUAAUGAAAUUACAAGGAGAAUUUGCAGCUAAAUUACGUCAUUUAGAAGAUAAUUUACUCAAAGUAUUAAAUGAAUCCGAAGGAACCAUACUUGAUAAUGACAAAGUAAUUGCUACAUUAGAAAAAAUAAAAACUGAAGCAUCAGAAAUAAUGCAAAAAGUUGAAGAAACUGAUAUUGUUUUAAAUGAAGUUGAAAAAGUUUCACAUGAAUAUUUACCAAUGGCUAAAGCAUGUAGUAGUAUUUUCUUUACACUUUCAUCAUUAUCAACAAUUCAUAUGCUUUAUCAAUAUUCAUUAAGAUUUUUUAUGGAAAUCUUUGAACAUAUUCUUUAUCAUAAUAAACGUUUAGAAUCAAUUACUGAUACAACACAACGAUUAGAUAUUAUAUUAAAAAGUUUAUUUGAAACAAUAUUUAUUCGUGUUUCACGUGGUAUGUUACAUCGAGAUCGAAUAACAUUAGCUGUACAAUUAACAAGAAUUUAUUUAAAAAAUAUUAUUGGUGAAAAUAUGACAUUUGAAGAUGAGUUUUUUGAAAUGGCUCAAGUAUUAGAAGAAAAUUCUGAUAUGCUUAAUAUACAAAAUAAGUUAUCUGAUCCACAAAAACGUGCAUUAUCGCAUUUAACUACGAAUAUUCCAUCGUUUAAAAAUCUUGAACGACAAAUUGCAUCGAAUUCUGAUGCAUUUGAUAAAUGGUUAAAUAGUAAUGAUUUAACAACUCGAGUUCCUGUUGUUUGGGAAAAUAAUGGCGAUAAAAAAAAUGAAAUCAAUACUGCAGUAUAUUCGUAA
This is a messenger RNA of Adineta steineri, 2877 nucleotides long. The record is from the annotation of a GenBank genome assembly. Lineage: Eukaryota; Metazoa; Rotifera; Eurotatoria; Adinetida; Adinetidae.